GAGAGAUUCAGGGUGUCUUCUGUGGCUCUCCACUAGCCGACGGAGGAACCCCUGGGGCUGACAGGCUUCAGGUUUUGAAUCUCACGGCUGUUUCUUCACAGCUGCUGGAAGCAUUUAAACUCCACGGAGUGUUACAGGAGAUGACCAUUUUGGACUUCCAUUUUGGGUCCUGGCAGAGGGGAUGGAACUGGAGCCCGGGAAGUUUUCUGGAGUGACUUGCCCUAGUGUCUCAACUCCUCAGCCUAAAAAGAUGCGGGCUGAGGGGGACACGGCUGAAGUUUAGAAAUCAUUCAAUCGAUCGUCCUUCUUGGCCAUCUAAUCUGGACACAGGACUGUACUAAGCACCCGGCAGAGUUCAUCAGAAUUAAUAAGCAUGACCCCUGCACUCAAGGAUCUUGCAAUCUAGCAGGAGAGACAGACUCUCAAAUAAAUUACAGGCUCCGGACUAUUCGAUAACACCCGCAGAAGACAAUAGAGUCGACAGAAAGCGGAAGCCCAGUAGACCAAUCAAAGAGGACUUCUCGGCGCGUCUGGUGCUCCACUGCUCCGCACACAGCUCGACCUGUCCAACCGUCGGGCGAAGCCGCUCACUCUGACGUCCGCCCCGGAGGGAAGAGCUCAUGCGAGGGAGGCGAGGAUGGCCAAAGGCUCCGGCGGCCCGGGGCCCCCUCUGAACCGGACCGAGGCGGGGCCGGCGCUGGUCCUCGGGGGAGGCCUGGAGCUCGCUUUCACGGGGGCCCUGACGGCGAUGAUGGCGCUGGUGAUGUUCGCCCUGGGCUGCACCGUGGACGGGCGGAAACUCUGGGGGCACAUCCGGAGGCCCUGGGGCAUCGCCGUGGGGCUGCUCUGUCAGUUCGGGCUGAUGCCCCUGACCGCGUACCUCCUGGUCACCGGCUUUUCUCUGAAACCAGCGCACGCCAUUGCCGUCCUCAUCAUGGGCUGCUGUCCCGGGGGCACCAUCUCUAACAUCUUCACCUACUGGGUGGACGGGGACAUGGACCUCAGCAUCAGCCUGACCACCUGCUCCACAGUCGCAGCCCUGGGCCUGCUGCCCCUCUGCCUGUCCCUCUACACGCCAUCCUGGGGCCUCGAGCCGAGCCUCACCGUCCCGUACCAAAAUAUCGGAAUUGCGCUCCUGUGCCUCAUUAUCCCCGUGGGCUGUGGGGUCUUUGUGAACCACAUGUGGCCGAAACAAUCGAGAAUCAUCCUCAGAGCCGGGGCCAUCGUCGGUGGGGUCCUCCUCCUGGUAGUAGCGGUAGCUUGUCCGGUCGUGUACAAGGGCUCUUGGAACUUGGACGUCUCCCUGCUGAUCAUCAGCAUCAUCUUUCCGCUCAUCGGCUACGUCGCUGGAUUUCUUCUGUCCCUUCUCGCCCAGCAGCCUUGGAAAAGGUGCCGGACGAUAUCCCUGGAGACCGGGGCGCAGAACAUCCAGAUGUGUUCCACCAUGCUCCAGCUCUCUUUCAGCGCUGAUCAGCUGGCCCAGAUGUUCACUUUCCCUUUGAUCUACGGGUUCUUCCAGCUGCUGGAUGGAUUUCUUGUUGUUGUAGUUUAUCAGCUAUUCAAGAGGUUAAAGGCAAACAAAGAGAAGGAUCUCAACGAAGCUGAAAGCUCCCCUAAGGACGAAGCCAAUGCUGUGUUUCAGGAGGCGGAGGAGGAGGAAGUGGUGAGGAUGUUUCCUGGAGCCGUUUUCGACAACCAGUCUCAACAGGACUCUGGGAACAACAGAACCCUUCCAAAGAACAUGAGGAACUGCAUGCCAAAUGGCCUGAAUAUACUGACCCAACAGCUACUAAAGCAGGAGGAGAGGUGACAUGUAGUUAGGAAUUUGUUAGGAACAGGUCGAUUGAGAGUGAAAUGUCUGUCUUCUUUCCAGCACUCUAUACAUGUCAAUAUGAUAACUUUUUGAGAAUUUAUUCCCUUUUAAGGGAGCA
Ornithorhynchus anatinus (platypus) is the source of this 1931-nucleotide messenger RNA. RefSeq names its product solute carrier family 10 member 6 (gene SLC10A6). Gene Ontology annotation, molecular function: bile acid:sodium symporter activity. Gene Ontology annotation, biological process: bile acid and bile salt transport. The record is from RefSeq and is a predicted model, not a curated record. The coding region runs from base 638 to 1810 and encodes 390 amino acids. Gene Ontology annotation, cellular component: membrane. Lineage: Eukaryota; Metazoa; Chordata; Mammalia; Monotremata; Ornithorhynchidae. The transcript is spliced from 8 exons.